GACUUCGUUUGGGCGGCUCCGCGUUGACAGAAAGUACCAGUAUUUGUGUAGCGCGCCCUCUUUUGGAAGAAAUCAAUGUUGGUAAAAUGUUUAGUGAGACGAAGACUUCCUCUGCUCUGUAACCAUGGAGUCCAAUGAUCUGAACUUCCCACCGACUGAAGAACCAUUUGUAAAGAAGCUGAGUCGCAUUGCCUCUCAGUUGAUUGUACCAGUCUUAUUGCCAGCAUCAAGUGUGUUUGUGGGUUGGCUGGCCCAGCGGCGCCUCAGCAUCCAGCUGAGCGAACUCCGUAAGGAGAAGCAGCAAAUUGACGACCUGAAGGAGAACAUGGAAUCCCUGCAAGCAGAGAUGGAAGUCCUGAUAAAGAAACGGGACGUCUACGAAGGAAACGUGGGCAUUACGACCAUCAAACGGCGUCAACUUCAGGAAGAGAGCAUCCUGAAAGAGGAAGAAGAAUCGACAGAGAAGGUCCUGAAAGAUCUUGAGGAACUCCGCCCGUUACUGAAACAGCGGCAAGACAUCUUCUGCAGCCACUUGCAAUACCGCGGGGACCGCUUGAAGAUCGAGGAGGAACUCAAGCACACGGCUUACGCCAAGCCGUACGACAAAGAGCUAGGCUUGUACAUGGGUAUGAAGGACAUUUUGCAGAACGACAAGAGCUGCGGUCCGAAGACCAACGGCUGCCUGAUGUGGUUGUACUUUCAGUUCUGGGAGACCCAGGCCAAGCUUCUUCAAAACAAGCGAGUGGCUGCUAGGAUGAAGUCAUUCGAUGAAUCAUUCACUGAGUGAACUGCAGCUCAUUUGAACAUUGUGUGAUGAAGUUUUGCCUUCUACCGGCCUAAUUUACUCGGUUUUAUUCAAAGCAAAAUCCUCCAUACAUAUUCAUCACGCAUUGUUUUUCUAAUGAUUUUAAACCGAGCAUAGCUAGAUUAGUAAUUAUGCGGCGUGCUCUUUCUAGUACAUUUUGAAAAAUUCUGAAAUAAAACAAGUCUCAAUUAUGUGUAUUGGGGUUGUGAAUGGUGGUGGUUUUUUUGUCUUUCAACUUUGUUUAUAUUAUCAUGUAAUUUUAAGGUAUGUUUCAGUGUUUUUAACACACAGGAUGUAGAAUUUAUUUUUGUAUUCAUGAUGGUUAAUAAAUAAAUUGAAUUGAAAAUGAAAUUGAAUUGAAUUGGCAACUGUAGCAUUGUAAGAAGUUACAUGUAGCUUUUUAUUGGUAAUAAUUUUGUUUAAGUUUAUUUCAGUUGACAUAAGAGAAAUUAAAUGUUGAUAAUUUAGUAAAGAAUUGUUAAAUUGGGCUUUAAUUUUGUAAGGCGACGAAUUAAAUUAACACAUUAGGCCUGGACUUCAUUGUAUUACAUUGUGUUACAUUGUAAUACAUUGCAUUACAUUGUAUUACAUUGUAUA
This is a messenger RNA of Patiria miniata (bat star), 1402 nucleotides long. RefSeq names its product coiled-coil domain-containing protein 127-like. The transcript is spliced from 3 exons. Lineage: Eukaryota; Metazoa; Echinodermata; Asteroidea; Valvatida; Asterinidae. Bases 125 to 787 code for a protein of 220 amino acids. The record is from RefSeq and is a predicted model, not a curated record.